UUCAAUCUCGGAACUAUACACACCACAUUGCAAUUCGUCUCAUUCUGUUAUUGCCCAAAUUUAUGACUUCUUGCAGUGUUCAUUUCUGAAGAUCUUGUUAAAAAGCAAACGAAGAGAACAAAUUCUCUGGAUAUCAAAAUCGGUACUUGGCUAACUAAACACUGCAAGUGUCAGAUUGCCGAUAAUGUCCUUGUCGCAAUCGUCGCACACGUGUUUAUCAUGUGAGAGUACCACAAAAGGUGGCCUUUUUUGCUCGAGGGAAUGUCGCAGUGCUGUCCUCAACAAUUCAACAUCCAGAAUAAACCCUACGACUUGCAGGAAAGAGAAUUAUACUGAUAGUAAAUGUGGAUGCGAAUCACUGACACACAUCUCUGGAGAUUAUGAGAAGACCCAGAGGUCUUCCUGCUUGGAGACAGACGAGAAGUCUCGACGCGAAUUAAAGGGCUAUGAAAGCUCAUUUGACUGGAUGAGGCUUUGGAGAAGACAUGCUUUUUGUUCAUAGAUGGCAUUCGGUCUAUUUUACCAUAAUUACUCUAGCAAACCAUAUGCUAUAAUAAACUGCAGUGGGUCGUAAUCGGUCCUCAAGUCUAGGGACUGUUCAAAGUUUGAGGUUAUAGAAACGUAUCGAAGAAAUAUGUAGACGGUAUCAAUUGCGCGUGGAGCAG
Molecule: messenger RNA, 665 nt
Organism: Aspergillus welwitschiae
Lineage: Eukaryota; Fungi; Ascomycota; Eurotiomycetes; Eurotiales; Aspergillaceae
Exons: 3
Coding region: 185-502 (105 amino acids)
Source: RefSeq, a predicted model, not a curated record